Molecule: messenger RNA, 1950 nt
Organism: Megalops cyprinoides (Indo-Pacific tarpon)
Lineage: Eukaryota; Metazoa; Chordata; Actinopteri; Elopiformes; Megalopidae
Gene: phyhd1
Product: phytanoyl-CoA dioxygenase domain containing 1
Exons: 11
Coding region: 174-944 (256 amino acids)
Source: RefSeq, a predicted model, not a curated record
AGCAGUUCUAAGGCUGUUGCGUAUGUUCGUUUUCGUUUCACAGAUCUGAAAAAUUAAGAAUGAUUAUCUGAAUAUAUUGAAGGAGUCGGACAAUCAGUUGGUACCAGAAAGAUGGGUACCUGGUUCUGGAGGGGUUCCUGGACCCAGAGGAGUGUGAUGUGCUCAAGGCCAGAAUGAGCGAGAUCGUGGAGAGGAUGGAUACCCCAGAACAUUGCAGGAUCCAGUUCUCCACCAAUCAUGAGGAGCAGCUGAAGAAACAGGGGAGUUCUGACUAUUUUAUUACCAGUGGGGACAAGAUUCGCUUCUUCUUUGAAAAAGGUGUUUUUGAUGAGAAAGGGGAAUUUAUCGUGCCAAGAGAGCGCGCUCUGAACAAAAUUGGACAUGCAUUGCAUGCUUAUGAGCCCCUGUAUAAAAAUGUCACACAUUCCCAAAAGGUCCAGAACAUGGCUAGGAAGCUGGGCUUACAGUGUCCUGUGAUUUUACAGAGCAUGUACAUAUUUAAGCAACCUGGAAUUGGUGGAGAAGUGACGCCGCACCAGGACGCCACCUUCCUGCACACGGAGCCACUGGGCCGGGUGAUGGGCGUGUGGAUAGCGCUGGAGGAUGCCACGCUGGAGAAUGGCUGCCUGUGGUUCAUCCCUGGGUCCCACAAAAAUGGAAUCACCAGGCGAAUGGUCCGCACCCCAAAGGGGACCUUGCCCCUGACGGACUUUGUGGGAAGAGAGCGGGGCUAUGACAAUAAUCUGUUCAUUCCUGCUCCAGUCAAGAAAGGAGGGGUGGUUCUGAUCCAUGGGGAGGUGGUCCAUCGCAGUGCCCACAACUCAUCCGACCAGUCGCGUCAUGUCUACACCUUCCACAUCAUGGAGUCCCAGGACACCCACUGGAGCCCUGAGAACUGGCUACAGCCCACCCAGGAGCUGCCCUUCCCUCCUCUCUACACCUGAACGGUCGCAGGGUCCCUGCCCCAGCACAGCUGAGUUCUGAAUGAGAAGGCAGCCUUGAGCUCGUCAGUUUUCCAGAGGGACUACAUUCUAACUGAAUCAUGAUGACAUAGGUUGUAACUCGUAGGAAAAACAACACAUUUGAUGCACUGAAGUGAAGCAUCCGCUAUCAAAGGCAGCAUAAAUGAAAUUAUUAUAAUAUACCAAUGCUGUUUUUAAAUAACGUUUAAAAAAAACAAUUUUGCGUUAGUUUGCAUACAGUUAAAACACAUUUUCCUCACAUAUAUAAAUUGUAUCAGUGUAACCAUGGGAUCAAGCAACAGAAAUAAUAAUAAACAUUUCAGUGUUGAGAUGUUCGUUGCUCCUCUACUGUUAGGCAAACACAAGCAGAAAUUGAACAUUUCUAAAGUUAACAGAACUGGACCUACCCACAAUGUUCAAUUACAAGCCUGGUCCUACUCUUAAAACUGCCUACUUUGUAUUGCAUACUUUUCUCAUUUAAUAUGGGUGGGUCUCAUUAGUGAUGUACUUAGUACAAACAUGGAACUAUGAUUAGUAGUGUACAAAGAACAGGAGCUUUUUUAUGUUAGGGCUCUGUCUUUUUAUGAAUGGCCAAAUUGAAUUUAACUGAGCCAAACGUAAUUACGCUUUAGGCCAGGUUCACACUACAUUACUUUCAAAGUCGUCAGAUCGCUGUACUGUUCACACUACACAACUUGCUGUCAUAUAAUCGGGAAUCUUGAAGUCGUUGUGGUUUGCACACUACAUGACUGAUCAGCGACGGGGGCGACACAUUACAAGAUCUUUUACCAGGAGGAAUCUACGAGUCUGUCUGGUCUCCAAACUACGUUUUGUCACGAAAACACACGCAAGAGGUGACACGGGAAAUGACACGAUACCAUACGCGAGACAGGGAUUUUUUUCUUCCAAAAAUGGCUACUGUAGACAAAGAUAUUAUGCUCUGUAAGCAAUAUGGCCAAAAUCUUAUCUCACAGUAUUUGUAUUUUGA